AUGGAAGAUAGACGCGCAGCAUACAAGAACAAGGGAGCAUUCCGUCAAGACGAGCUCAGAAGACGCAGGGAGGAGCAGCAAGUAGAAAUCCGCAGACAGAAGAGAGAAGAGUCCGUGGCUAAGAGGCGCAACUUCAACGUCUCAAAUGGUCCAGAUUCUGACGACGAGUUUGUCGCUACAGAGAUCGAUACAAAGCUGGCUGAGGAGCUCCCAAUCAUGAUUCAGAAUGUUUUCUCGGAUGAUUACCAGGCACAGCUCGAGUCUACGCAGAGAUUCAGAAAGCUGCUGUCGAAGGAACGCAAUCCACCAAUCGAGAAGGUUAUCGAGUGCAACGUCGUACCACGCUUCGUUGAAUUCCUGUCUUCCCCACAUGGCAUGAUUCAGUUCGAAGCUGCCUGGGCACUCACAAACAUUGCUUCAGGCACCUCACAACACACUCAAGUCGUUAUUCAGGCUGGCGCUGUGCCUUAUUUCAUCCAGCUCUUGUCUUCUCCAGUUCUCGACGUCAAGGAGCAGGCCGUGUGGGCAUUGGGCAAUAUUGCGGGUGAUUCACCCAAGUGUCGUGACUACGUGUUGCAACAACAAGCUUUACCUCCUUUGUUGGGAUUGCUUGGUGAAAACCACAAACUGUCGAUGCUCAGAAACGCAACGUGGACACUUUCAAACUUCUGCAGAGGCAAGAACCCUCAACCAGACUGGGAGCUUAUUAGCCCUGCACUGACUGUUCUCACCAAGCUUAUUUACUCAAUGGAUGAUGAGGUACUCAUCGACGCUUGCUGGGCAAUCUCAUACCUUUCCGAUGGAUCAAACGACAAGAUACAGGCUGUGAUAGAGUCUGGUGUGUGUAGAAGACUGGUUGAUCUACUGAUGCACAACUCAACCGCUGUGCAAACACCAGCGCUGCGUUCAGUUGGUAACAUAGUCACUGGUGAUGAUUUGCAGACUCAAGUCGUCAUCGCAUCCGGUUCGCUCCCCGCUCUCCUCUCCCUCCUCUCCUCACCAAAGGACGGAAUUAGAAAGGAGGCUUGCUGGACGAUAUCCAAUGUCACAGCAGGAUCACCACAUCAAAUCCAAUCAGUCAUCGACGCUAACAUUAUCCCACCACUGCUUAAUAUCCUCCAGCACGCUGACUUCAAGACUAAGAAGGAGGCAUGUUGGGCAAUAUCGAAUGCCACAUCGGGUGGUCUGCAGGAACCUUCUCAAAUACGCUAUCUGGUUCAGCAGGGGUGUAUAAAGCCAUUGUGUGACUUAUUGAAGAGCAUGGACAAUAAGAUUAUUCAAGUAGCACUCGAUGGGUUGGAGAAUGUGCUCAAGGUGGGUGAGCUCGACAAGGAGUCAAACGGACCUGGAAGUGUGAACCAGUAUGCUCAAUACGUUGAAGAAGCUGGUGGAAUGGUUACAAUCCAUAACCUUCAACACCACGAGAAUCUAGACAUAUACAAAAAAUGCUUCUUCCUUAUGGACAAGUAUUUCCCAGAGGACGAUGACGAGGAUGUGGCUGCUACGGGUAUGUCAGGUACUAGUGGUCCACAGGUGGAUGCACAGGGCUCUUAUGCUUUCAAUGUUGAGCCUCAGGCUCCGAUGGGUGGCUUCAACUUUGGCGGUAACUGA
This is a messenger RNA of Wallemia ichthyophaga EXF-994, 1611 nucleotides long. RefSeq names its product Importin subunit alpha-1. Lineage: Eukaryota; Fungi; Basidiomycota; Wallemiomycetes; Wallemiales; Wallemiaceae. Gene Ontology annotation, biological process: NLS-bearing protein import into nucleus. The record is from RefSeq and is a predicted model, not a curated record. Bases 1 to 1611 code for a protein of 536 amino acids. The transcript has 4 exons. Gene Ontology annotation, molecular function: nuclear import signal receptor activity; protein binding. Gene Ontology annotation, cellular component: cytoplasm; nucleus; nucleoplasm.